This is a messenger RNA of Diceros bicornis minor, 4446 nucleotides long. It is a transcript of the gene RALGDS, whose product is annotated as ral guanine nucleotide dissociation stimulator. NCBI's taxonomy places the organism in Eukaryota, Metazoa, Chordata, Mammalia, Perissodactyla, Rhinocerotidae. The coding region runs from base 999 to 3686 and encodes 895 amino acids. Gene Ontology annotation, cellular component: plasma membrane. Gene Ontology annotation, molecular function: guanyl-nucleotide exchange factor activity. The record is from RefSeq and is a predicted model, not a curated record. The transcript is spliced from 18 exons. Gene Ontology annotation, biological process: Ras protein signal transduction; positive regulation of GTPase activity.
AUCGGCCCAGCCUCUCAGCCUCUGGAUCACACUGGCAUCUCUGGGUUUUGGGAUCUGGGCUCUGCACACUGAUGGAAGGAGUGUCUGUGGGCUCUACAGAGCUGCGUACAGACCCAAGUCCUGGAUUCUCCCCGUGAGAUCUUGGGCAAGUCCCUGCUCCUCCCCGGCCUCAGAUUUUCCAUUUGUCAAAUGGGUGUGUUGGACUUGUUCCAUGGCUUCCAAUGUCUGGUUUGUAGCAAAAUGCGAAAAACUGAGACAAGGUCAUGAGUUUUUCUUAAGGCCAAAUGCAUUUGUUUAAGACCUCUCCUGAUGGUAUGCCCGCCUAGUUACUUUUUAGUGGUGUCUUUUAUGAAAUGAUUGUAAUGGUGGUGGUGACAGUAUUAUUAUUUUUUUUUUUACUAUCCUACGUGGCAAAAUAAACAGUUAGCAACCCUAGGUUGGUCCCUGCAGUUUCAAAUGCAAUCCUGUGUCUCGGUGUCAGGUGGAGGAGCUCUGAGGGCUGUGGGGCCGGGAAGGCUUCAGGAAUGAGGCAGUGGCUUGGAGCGAGCGGGGUCUCCUCUGCUCCCUCAUUACGCCUGGCUGGGCUGACACCCGCCUCGGUGCCCUGCUGGCUGAGCCCUGUUUAGAUCUCUGUGACUCGUACCUGCCACCUUUCUGGCUCUGGGCGUUGAUUUCCCCGAAAGCAGGAGGAAUGGGGACGGGGCCUCGGGUGUUGGAGGAGAUAGGUGGGCCCUCCCCAGGAGAGCGGGGCCCAGCUGGAGCUACUGGCCCGGCUCAGAACAGAGCCCCAUCCACACGUCUUUGGCUGGCCCUUGGCCUGGUACAAGUGGGAAUUCCUGGCCCUGCCCGUCACUGGAGCAGGUAUGACAGCCACGCGGUGACACCAGGCCUAGGCACUUGGGUGCUUAACUACGCUGGGGCAGGCGGACAGAUAGGCAGACGGGCAGACUGGCAGAGGGCCUCCACGGAGCCCACCCCCCACCCAGCUCCUGCGCACCAUGGCCCAGGAGACCAGGCCGGCCGUGCCCAGGGGCAGGAGGGGCUGGGUGUUCUUGGCCUGUGUCUCCGUGGUGACCGCCCGGCGGUGGGCUGUCGCCCGCCGUGCCUCUCUGCGAAGCCUCACACCCUACCCAGCACCUCUGCCGGCACCAGCACCAGCACCAGCCACCGAGAGCUCUACGCAGGAGAUCGGCGAGGAGCUGGUCAACGGGGUCAUCUACUCCAUCUCCCUGCGCAAGGUGCAGGCGCACCACGGCGCCAGCAAGGGCCAGCGCUGGCUCGGGUGUGAAAAUGAGUCGGCCCUGAACCUGUAUGAGACCUGCAAGGUGCGGACCGUGAAGGCAGGCACGCUGGAGAAGCUGGUGGAGCAUCUGGUGCCUGCCUUCCACGGCAGCGACCUCUCCUAUGUCACCAUCUUUCUGUGCACCUACCGAGCCUUCACCACCACCCAGCAGGUCCUGGACCUGCUGUUCAAAAGGUACGGUAGAUGUGAUGCCCUCACGGCCUCCUCUAGAUACGGCUGCAUCCUCCCAUAUUCCGACGAGGACGGUGACCCCCAGGACCAACUGAAAAAUGCCAUCUCCUCCAUCCUGGGCACCUGGCUGGACCAGUACUCAGAGGACUUCUGUCAGCCCCCGGACUUUCCCUGCCUCAAGCAGCUGGUGGCCUACGUGCAGCUCAACAUGCCCGGCUCUGACUUGGAGCGCCGUGCCCACCUUCUCCUGGCCCAGUUGGAACAUGCAGAACUCAUUGAGGCAGAGUUGGAGGCUCUGUCACCAACUCCAGCGCCAGCGCCAGCUCUAAAACCAACUCCAGAUCUAGGGGCAGCUCCAGGACCAGCUCUAGUGCCCUAUGCUGUGCCAGCUCCAGAGCUAGAGCCGGUGCCAGCUUCGGAGCUAGAGCUGCUGCCCGCUCCGGAGCUAGAGUCAACACCAGCUCCAGAGCUAGAGCCAACACCCGUGCCAGCUCCAGAGGUGGAGCCAGCUCUAUCACAAACUCUAGAGCUAGAGCCAACACCAGUACCAGAGCUUUCCUGGCCUUCUUCUGUGGCUGCAGAGAACGGGCUGAAUGAGGAGAAGCCUCACCUCUUGGCGUUCCCCCCCGACCUGGUGGCAGAGCAGUUUACACUGAUGGACGCGGAGCUGUUCAAGAAGGUGGUGCCCUACCACUGCCUGGGCUCCAUCUGGUCCCAGCGGGACAAGAAGGGCAAGGAGCACCUGGCUCCCACCGUCCGCGCCACCGUCACCCAGUUCAACAAUGUUGCCAACUGCGUCAUCACCACCUGCCUCGGGGGCCGCAGUGUGACAGCCCGGGACAGGGCCAGGGUGGUGGAGCACUGGAUCGAGGUGGCCAGGGAGUGCCGAGUCCUCAAGAACUUCUCUUCGCUCUACGCUAUCCUCUCUGCUCUGCAGAGCAACUCCAUCCACCGACUGAAGAAGACGUGGGAGGAAGUUUCCAGGGACAGCUUCCGGAUCUUUCAGAAGCUGUCAGAGAUUUUCUCCGAUGAGAACAACUACUCACUGAGCAGAGAACUGCUCAUCAAGGAGGGGACCUCCAAGUUUGCCACCCUGGAGAUGAACCCCAAGAGAGCCCAGAAGCGGCCGAAGGAGACGGGUGUCAUCCAGGGCACGGUUCCCUACCUGGGCACGUUCCUCACAGACCUGGUGAUGCUGGACACGGCGAUGAAGGACUAUCUGUAUGGGAGACUGAUCAACUUCGAGAAGAGAAGGAAGGAAUUCGAAGUCAUCGCCCAGAUCAAGCUGCUCCAGUCGGCCUGCAACAAUUACAGCAUCGCACCCGAGGAGCACUUUAGGUCCUGGUUCCAGGCCAUGGAACGGCUCAGCGAGACUGAGUGCUACAACCUGUCGUGUGAGCUGGAGCCCCCCUCCGAAUCAGCCAGCAACACACUCAAGGCCAGGAAGAACACGGCCAUCGUGAAGCGCUGGAGCGACCGCCAGGCCCCCAGCACGGAGCUCAGUACCAGUGGCAGCUCCCACUCCAAGUCCUGUGACCAGCUCAGGUGUGGCCCCUACCUCAGCAGCGGGGACAUUGCCGACGCACUCAGCGUCCACUCGGCUGGCUCCUCCAGCUCUGACGUGGAGGAGAUCAACAUGAGCUUUGUCCCAGAGUCCCCUGAUGGCCAGGAAAAGAAGUUCUGGGAGUCAGCCUCCCAGUCAUCCCCCGAGACCUCCGGCAUCAGCUCAGCCUCCAGCAGCACCUCCUCCUCGUCGGCCUCCACCACGCCCGUGGCCUCCGCCCGUACCCACAAGCGCUCCGUCUCGGGGGUCUCCAGCUACAGCUCCGCGCUGCCGCUCUACAACCAGCAGGUGGGCGACUGCUGCAUCAUCCGCGUCAGCCUGGAUGUGGACAACGGCAACAUGUACAAGAGCAUCCUGGUGACCAGCCAAGAUAAGGCUCCGGCUGUAAUCCGCAAGGCCAUGGACAAACAUAACCUGGACGAGGAUGAGCCAGAGGACUAUGAGCUGGUGCAGAUUAUUUCAGACGAUCGAAAGCUGAAGAUCCCUGAAAACGCCAAUGUGUUCUAUGCCAUGAACUCUACUGCCAACUAUGACUUUGUCCUAAAGAAACGGACCUUCACCAAGGGGGCAAAGGUCAGGCAUGGAGCCAGCUCAACCCUCCCUCGCGUGAAGCAGAAGGGACUCAAGAUUGCCAAGGGCAUCUUCUAAUUGGUCCCUAGCGCUGGCCAGCCACAGGACCACUCUUUCCAGGGUCUGGCUGGCCGGGGAACUCAGCACUUACAGACUGCAGUGGCCCGGGCCAAGUGGGCACCUUCUGCCCAGCCUGCCUGCCCAGGCCACCCCCAGACUCCAGUUUCACCCUGAACCUCUCCUGCUGCCGGGAUUGACGCCUGCCAGUCGACAGGCUGACCUGGCCUCCUGUGGACCACUCGCUGCCUUAGGUGCCUUCUGCUCUCUGGACCAGAGGACUAGCUGACUUUUGCCAAGGAGCGCUGCCAAUGGACACAGCCCUGCAUGCCACUGGGCACUGCCCUCUAUGCCUCCCUCACACCUUCGCAGGUGUGGGUCACUGCCACCUGUGCCCAUGGGCACCCCAGGGCACCCACUCAUCCACCGAGUCUGACCACUGCAGUUCUCUCCUCGUGCCCGCGAGCACUGGCCUGUACCCUUCAUGGGGGUCCCGGUCCCUCCUCCCACCACCCUAGCCUUUCUCAGGCUGCACCAAAGAUUCCAUCAUCAGGGCCAACUGAGAGUGAGGGAGUCUCGCCCACUACCACCCAGCCCUCCCGGAGAAGAGAGAGACCCUCCUCAUGGACCACACUCUUCACCCGGUGCAUGAAGACGGUCUCAGUCGAGUCCCACUGAUGUCGAAUCUCAUGACACUUGAGUGCCGCUCACUGCUGCAUCCUGGGCUUUAUGAGACCACACGAGACGGGGGUUAGUGAGAGAGGAGGAUUUGGGGGGAGGA